Molecule: messenger RNA, 760 nt
Organism: Vigna radiata var. radiata (mung bean)
Lineage: Eukaryota; Viridiplantae; Streptophyta; Magnoliopsida; Fabales; Fabaceae
Product: DCC family protein At1g52590, chloroplastic
Exons: 5
Coding region: 68-595 (175 amino acids)
Molecular function (GO): protein-disulfide reductase activity
Source: RefSeq, a predicted model, not a curated record
AAGGAUAUGAUUUUGUGGAGUUUAUCUCGUUUUUCUAUUUGCAGGGCUGGGUGUGUCUCCGACUUCAAUGGCUCUUCAACUUCCAACACUUUCUGGUUGUGUCACGCGCUUCAACUCAAGCGUGUGCUCGAUCCCUGGUCGGAAAUUUAGCACCUUUGCCACUCUGUCACGACGGCGUAGCGACACAACCAACUGGGCUGAAGCAACUUCCAGUUUCUUCGACCAAGACAAACGACCCAUCAUGUUGUUUGAUGGAGUGUGCAACUUGUGCAACGGGGGUGUGAAGUUCGUUCGUGAUAACGAUCGAAAUAAGACAAUUAGGUAUGAAGCUCUUCAGAGUGAAGCAGGUAAAAUGUUGCUUAGGAGAUCAGGAAGAGCUCCUGAUGACAUCUCAAGUGUUGUACUGGUUGAGAAGGACAGAUCCUAUAUAAAGUCUGAAGCAGUACUGAAGAUAAUGGAAUACAUAGACUUGCCAUUUCCGCAAUUAGCAAUUGUUCUUCAAUUUGUUCCUCUGUUUAUCAGAGAUUUUGUUUAUGACAAUGUUGCAAAUAACCGUUACACGAUUUUUGGUCGUUCUGAAUCAUGUGAAAUAUAGCAUCAUCCUGUUAUGAGUACAGGGGAUAAUAGCAACGUGCUAAGUUCAAAAAGUGUGGUUCUUUAUAGUUGUAGUCAGGUCAUGUUUUCUUCAAAUCUUUUGAAGCUUCCGUGUAUUACUUGUAUAUGAACUUUACUUAUAAAUAAAUCUUUAACUUGUAAGUGA